UUGACCCACCCAUCAUGGCUCGCUACAUCAAAAUCAACGUCAAAACAUAUCAAGGAUAUCCCUCGCUGAGGGUGGAGUUAUAUGGGUGCUCUGUAGAUGGUGAUUCAGUACCAAAAGCGCCACAAUGCAUGGAGGCCUUGGGUAUGGAAAGCGGUGAGAUACCCGACUCUGCUAUCUCUGCAUCAUCCUCAGCCAACGCUAACAGCUUUGCUCCUUCCGUUGGCCGCCUUCAUUUUCUUAUGUCUGGCAGUGGAAAAUAUGGCAGUUGGGCGGCCGGAACCAACAAUCUGUUUCAAUGGUUACAGGUUGAUUUUGGAGACUGGAGAAAAAUUACGGCUGUUACUACACAGGGAAGACAGGACUCUAAUCAGUGGGUUAAACUGUACAGCCUUUCUUUCAGCUACGAUUCUGUGUUUUGGGAAGUUGUAAACAACGAGCAUGCUUCAAAACAGAUUUUUAAAGGGAACUUUGAUAGAUACACAGUGGUAAGAAACACCUUGUACAAACCAGUUAUAACCCGAUACAUUCGAAUUCAUCCUGAAGAAUGGAAUGGACACAUCUCAAUGAGAACAGAGUUUUAUGGCUGCAGUAAAGGAUUCGAUCCUCCAAAAAUAGCUUGUGCAAAACCUCUCGGAAUGGAAAGCAAAAUUAUUCCUAACUCUGCCUUGAAGUCUUCGUCCGACUACAACCAAUACUUUGGACCUGAAAGAAGCAGGUUACACAUGAAGCAAGAGGGAAGCUAUUACGGUGGUUGGGCCUCAAAGCACGUGGAUGUUGGUCAAUGGCUUGAGAUAGACUUAGGAAAAAUCACAAAAGUCACCCGAAUCGCGACCCAGGGAAGAUAUGAUGCUAACUGGUGGGUUACGAAAUAUACACUGACCUACAGCGACGGAGGGAAAUAUAAGUCUUACAAAAAUGGCGAGGUGAUCAUUGGAAAUAGCGACAGGAAUACAGCGGAAGGUCGAAUUCUUGAUGAGCCAAUAAUAGCACGGUACGUGCGAAUCCAUCCUAUGACCUGGAAUGGACGCAUCUGCAUGAGAGUGGAAUUAUUUGGCUGCAGGGAAGGUUUUGAACAAGGCCCUACUGAAGAGUGUAAGAAAAUUUUAGGAUUGCAGAACUACCAAAUUCCGGAUUCAGCUCUGCGUGCCUCCACAUCGUACAAUGUUAACUCCAUGGGUGCGAGAAACGGACGGUUACAUUUCCAGGCAAAGAGUGGCCAGUAUGGUGCCUGGGCCGUGAAAAAGAAUGAUCCAUUUCAAUAUUUUCAAGUUGAUUUUGGUAACUACGCAAAGGUUACAGGUGUGGCAACUCAAGGGAGACAAGAUGGCUCCUGGUGGGUGAAGACGUACAGUUUAUCCUUCAGUAAUGAUUGUGUUUUCUUUGAAGACUACAAAGAGGCUGACGCCAAAAAGGUUUUUGAUGGGAACACUGAUCGUUUCACGGUCGUUAGCCACGACCUUAAGAUCCCCCACAUUUCAAAGUGCGUUCGCAUAAACCCAAUCACAUGGCAAGGGUACAUUUCCCUGCGAGCAGAAUUCUAUGGCUGUAGAGAAGGUUUUAAAGAUCCUGAGAUUGUCUGCGUGUCAGCGCUUGGAUUAGAAAACGGUCAGAUUUCAAACGCUGCUAUUGUGGCCUCCUCCCAAUACAAUGCAUACUAUGGACCGGAAAGAGCAAGGCUGCGUAAGGUUACAGCAGGAAGCUUUAUCGGGGGAUGGUCUCCAAAGGCAUCCAACACAGGGGAAUGGAUACAAUUUGACCUUGGUGAGAAUACAAAAGUGACCAGGAUUGCUAUCCAGGGUCGCGACAACGCGGAUUGGUGGACAACUAGUUUUACCAUGUCCUCUAAGCUUGAUGGAGGAAGCUUUGAGUCGUACAACAAUGGCCAGGUAUUUCUUGGAAGUCGAGACAGAAAUACGCCAGCAGGCAGCAUGAUUAAUCCACCAAUAAUUGCACGCUUCAUCAAGAUUCACCCCAAAACUUGGCAGGGAUUCAUUUCUUUACGAGUGGAACUAUAUGGAUGCAGAGAAGGUGAUUUUGAUAUCAAAUAUGGAUACGAGUAUGUGUGCUAA
Messenger RNA from Pocillopora verrucosa, 2069 nucleotides. The record is from RefSeq and is a predicted model, not a curated record. Lineage: Eukaryota; Metazoa; Cnidaria; Anthozoa; Scleractinia; Pocilloporidae.